GUCGAUGACUUGUUGAAGACGAAUCAUCAGUUCUUCCCUCUUUCUUCAAAUUCAAUCUUCUUCUUCAGCCCUAGCUCUCUCUCUCUCAACGAAUCACCAUGCCGAAACAGCAAGUCAACUGGUCUCCUUAUGACAACAAUGGCGGAACGUGCGUGGCAGUAGCAGGAGCAGAUUACUGUGUAAUUGCAGCAGAUACUCGCAUGUCCACUGGCUACAACAUUCUUACUCGCGAUUACUCCAAGAUCAUUAAACUAGCGGAUAAAUGUGUGCUGGCGUCUUCAGGAUUUCAAGCUGACGUGAGAGCUUUGCAAAAGGUUUUGGCAGCUAGGCAUCUGAUCUACCAGCAUCAGCACAAUAAGCAGAUGAGCUGUCCAGCUAUGGGCCAGCUGCUUUCAAACACGCUAUACUACAAACGUUUCUUCCCCUACUAUUCGUUCAAUGUUCUAGGUGGCCUUGACAAUGAAGGAAAGGGAUGUGUCUUCACAUAUGAUGCUGUUGGAUCAUAUGAGAGGGUUGGCUACAGCUCUCAAGGUUCUGGUUCAACUCUGAUCAUGCCUUUCCUGGACAACCAACUGAAGUCUCCCAGCCCUCUCUUGCUGCCUGCCAAGGAUGCUGUUACUCCACUUUCCGAAUCAGAAGCCAUUGAUUUAGUUAAGACAUGUUUCGCUUCAGCAACAGAAAGGGAUAUAUACACUGGUGACAGGCUGGAGAUAGUCGUAUUAAAUGCUGAUGGCAUUCGUAGGGAAGAAAUGGAUCUGAGGAAAGAUUAAUUUCUUGUGUCUCGUUCCUGAGUUUCUUGUUUCAUUUAGCUUGUAAGGCGAGAUUGUGUGUAGACAGUUAACUCCACCAGAUAUUUCUGUAGAUCAUUGCCCAUCAGUUGUUAAUUUUUUAUCAUUAAUGAACUGAAUUUCGUAUUAUAAAAUAUUUUACUAAUUUAUUAAAAAGAUUGGCAGUUUAAACUAGUAGUAAUUUUGUUUGACAAAGGAGGUAAGAGGUUCAGACUUCAGAGGGGUUGGUGGUAUUCGUUGUCAGCUUCUCCUGCCAAGUGGUGUCCUUGGGAAACUAUCUGUGGGGCUUCUUCCAAAGUGGAUUUUAAUUAUCUGGUAAGCUUUCAUAAGAAAGGAAACUUUUUGGCUCAAAUUGGUAUGUACAGUGGACAAGCUUUGGGAUCAGAAUGGUGCUUCUGUUUCCUUAAAUUAUUAUGGAAGGCUCAAUUCUGUAUCUUCUGACAUUUGGCUAACGUCUCUUUCGAAAUGAUGAUAUAUAUGCAAGUGUAUUGAUA
This is a messenger RNA of Nicotiana tabacum (common tobacco), 1282 nucleotides long. RefSeq names its product proteasome subunit beta type-1-like. Gene Ontology annotation, cellular component: cytoplasm; nucleus; proteasome core complex. Lineage: Eukaryota; Viridiplantae; Streptophyta; Magnoliopsida; Solanales; Solanaceae. The record is from RefSeq and is a predicted model, not a curated record.